Messenger RNA from Ipomoea nil (Japanese morning glory), 3558 nucleotides. RefSeq lists its product as uncharacterized. The record is from RefSeq and is a predicted model, not a curated record. The coding region runs from base 1 to 3558 and encodes 1185 amino acids. NCBI's taxonomy places the organism in Eukaryota, Viridiplantae, Streptophyta, Magnoliopsida, Solanales, Convolvulaceae. The transcript is spliced from 5 exons. Gene Ontology annotation, molecular function: nucleic acid binding; RNA-DNA hybrid ribonuclease activity.
AUGAGUACUUUAUCUUGGAACUGUCGCGGACUUGGCAAUUCACAGACAGUUCAGGAAGUUAUGGCUUUAGAAGCCAAAAAUAAGCCAACUUUUAUUUUUCUUAUGGAAACGAAAGUUAGAAGACAACCUGCUGAGAGUUUGAAAUUGAAGUUGCAUUUUGAUGGUUUGUUUUAUGUGGAUGGAGGUGGUUUGAGUGGAGGAUUGGCUCUAUUCUGGAAGGAUAGAGCUUCCACUGAAAAACGGGGAAUUCACAAUCACCCUUCUCAUCUCAUGACUAGUUUUAACAAUGUUCUAGAUGAUUGCCACCUAUUUGAUCUUGGAAUGAAAGGUCGACCCUUCACUUGGGAGAAAAGUAAAGGUACUAUCAAUUGGGUAGAAGAGCGUCUUGAUAGAGCUGUUGCAGGUUGCGGGGAAAUUGUAAAUGAAGCUUGGGAAAACUCUGUUGGAGAGACCAUUCCCAGUCGGCUAGACUACUGUGGUGAGCAAUUAAGAAGAUGGGGUGGUGACUUGGGAAAACGCCUCACUCGGGAGAUUGAAACUACACAAAAGCGCAUCAAUUUGCUUAGGGGUCGUACAGACCACUCAUCUCUGGCCAUGGUUCGAGAACUGGAUAAUAAAAUGCGCCAACUUUAUAGCCAACAAAAUAUCUUUUGGCGUCAACGUGCCAAACAGUAUUGGUUGACGCAAGGGGAUCGAAAUACAAAAUUUUUCCACUGUUAUGCGACUUCCCGAAAGAAAAAGAACACUGUUGUGCGAUUGAAAAAUGAGGCCGGUAUUUGGACAGAAGGUACAUCUCUACUACUGUUGGCUAAGGAUUAUUUUUGCAAUAUUUUUCACACGGCAGGGAGUAUGCAGUCUUCCUAUAUUGAUAGGUUGCACCCUAAAAUCAGUGAUGAAGACAAUGAUAGAUUGCUACAACCAUUCACGCCUGAUGAAGUUAAAGAAGCAAUAUUUUCUAUGGCCCCGGAUAAAUCUCCGGGUCCGGACGGGUUUAAUCCGGGUUUUUUCCAACACUUUUGGGGAAGCAUUGGUAGUGAUAUUACUAAUUUUGUGUUACACUGCCUCCAUUCAAGAACGCUACCGGAGGGAAUGAAUGAUGCCUACAUUACUUUGGUCCCCAAGAAAACGCUGCCUAUGAGCAUGGGUGAUUUGAGACCAACCGCGCUCUGUAAUGUCACCUAUAAAAUCCUUGCUAAAAUGGUGGCGAAUCGGCUUAAGGUGGUACUUGAAAAAACCAUUUCUGAUUCUCAAAGCGCUUUUAUUCCGGGUCGGUUAAUAACGGAUAACGUCCUUAUUGCUUCUGAAGUCAUCCAUUACUUAAACCGGAAGAGGGAAGGCAAGACGGGAUGGUGCGCUCUAAAGCUUGACAUGGCCAAGGCCUAUGACAAGAUGGAGUGGGAUUACCUUCGUGCUAUUAUGGAAAAAUUGGGCUUUCAUACUCGAUGGAUUGAACUGAUAAUGCUUUGUGUAUCUACAGUCCGCUACAAGGUUAAUAUGAACGGGUCUCUCAUAGAUUACAUCAUUCCCACGAGAGGAUUGCGCCAAGGUGAUCCCCUCUCCCCAUACCUCUUUAUUCUUUGCGCGGAAGGUUUGUCUCAUUUGUUGUCACAAUCAGUCUAUGAUGGCCGGAUAUCCCCAUGUAUUGUGGCAAGAGGAGCCCCAGGUAUUUCUCAUCUCUUUUUUGCGGAUGACAGUCUCCUAUUUUUUAAGUCAUCGGUGCAUGAGGCGAAUGUGGUUAGGGAUUGCUUAAAGGCUUAUGAAUCUAUGUUUGGCCAAACUGUCAACUUCACUAAGUCAUGUAUUGUUUUCAGUAAAAAUGUUGACAGCCAUAACAAAAUUGCAGUAGCUUCCACCUUGGGGGUAACUCAAGCAGAUAGUAUUGGAAAAUAUUUGGGCCUUCCUUUGGGUAUUGGCAGAAACCGGAAGGAAGUCUUCUCUUUUAUAGAGGCUAAGCUUAAACAACGGUUAGGUGGGUGGUCCAAAAGGAUUUUAUCUAGAGCUGGUAAAGAAGUGUUACUGAAGAGUGUGGCUCAAUCCCUACCUACAUACACUAUGAGUCUGUAUUACCUCUCUAUCACCUUCUGUGAGCACAUUGAACGAAUGAUGAAUAAAUAUUGGUGGCUAUCAAAGUCUAGUAAUGGGGGUGGUGUGCGUUGGUUAGCUUGGAAUCGCAUGACAUUUGCAAAAUCUGAGGGUGGUCUAGGCUUUAAAAACCUCAACAAAUUUAAUAUUGCUUUACUGGCAAAGCAGGAUUUUCUAAAAGCUAAGUUGGGGUCCAAUCCUAGCUACAGUUGGCGCUCCAUUCUUGCUGGCGUAGAUGUUUUGAGGCGUGGCUGUUUUCGGCGCAUUGGUGAUGGCAGGGCAACAAAAAUCUGGCACCAUCCUUGGCUACCAGAUAAGGACCAUCCAUAUGUCCAGACUCCAAUCUCAGAUGAACUUGGUGAGGCAGUAGUUGGAUCUCUUAUUGAUCAUACUAUAGGGGAUUGGAAUUCUAACAUGCUUACUACCCUAUUCCUGCCUCGGGAUGUAGAACUCAUUAAAUCAAUACCUGUUUCGGUGGAUUUUGCAGACAAGUGGAGUUGGCGAGGAGACAUUCGAGGACUCUAUUCUGUUCGAAAUGGUUAUAGGAUGCUGAGAGAAGAUACAACGACGCCACCUACUCCAUUUACAGCCUGGAAAGCUUUAUGGAAAACAAAGCUCCCCCCAAAGGUGUUAAACUUUGCAUGGCGAUGUGCCACAAAUGUAUUACCUUCGGUUGUGUCGUUAGCUACUAGAGGUGUCGUGGUGGAUCCCUGUUGUCCCAUUUGUCUCGCCGGUCCUGAAACCAUGGAUCAUAUCUUCUUUGAGUGUUCAGAGGUAAAGGAUAUUUGGCUUGACACGUUAGACCUCUCACUACAAGCUCAAGUAAGUUUUGAAUUGUGGCUCUCCUCCCUCUUUGAACAAUCUGAUGCCGCAAAAAUCUGCAAAAGUCUAGCGAUAUGCUGGAAUGUGUGGAAAAGACGCAACGAAUGGGUUUGGAAUAGGAGGCUGUGGUCGAUGGAAAUGCUGAAGCAAUCGAUGGAUAGUUGCGUGUUGGAAUGGCAGUCGUACAGUGCAGCCUCAUCCCCCAUAAUCAGCAAUCAUACGACAUUGAGUAGCAGUUUAAAUGGUGAUAUUGGUUUCUACGGGGUUGUGGUCUUUGAUGAUGGCGGGAGAUAUGUGGCAGCCAAAAGUGGUCCUAUCCGCUGUUUGAAAGACCCCCAUCUUGCUGAAGCCAUGGCUAUCAAGGAAGCUCUAUCUUGGAUACUCUUACAAGGCUGGCGAAAGGUUAUUAUCCAUUCGGAUUGUCAGAUGGUUUGCAGGUUUAUUAAUCAUGAUCUCCCGGAUUCCUCAUAUGCAGGCAAUAUUAUCAAUCAAUGCCGGGUUCUAAAACGACACUUUGAAGCAGUGUCUAUUGAGUUUAUCUCUCGAUCAGCGAACACAUGUGCUCAUGCUUUAGCUAGAGCUGCUAAUGUUCAUUCUGGUCAUGUUACUUGGUUUUCUUCGAUUCCUCCAUGUAUUGAACAAUUUAUUGUUUAA